AGGUGCAGGAUGCUAGCUCUUGAGGACUUCGGCACUGAAUACUAUCAGAUAAAUAUCCUUAUGUUUUUGAUAAAUAAUGAAAACGUUUUUUGUUUUAGAAUGAGUGGCUCGCCCCGUCUUGCUUCUUUAAAAUGCUGACAGCGUGACUUGCCAAUAUGAGCACGCCUCUCAAACAGUGGGUUGUGGGACGGAGGCUCUCAUUUGAAACAUUUCUUUCCACAGAAAAUGGUUGUAAAUUUAGCGACUGGAGAGGUUAACCAUUUCUGCCCUCACCCAUAGCAGAAUUGCGCAAAAUGAAGCCUUGCGUUCAUAUUCAUUUUUGUUUCGCGGUGUAUUUCGAUUUGGUCUUUUCGAAGGAUGCACCGGCCCUUGGGUCUAAAAAUAGCCCGAGGCUUUUGAUACCAGGUAUUAUCAGUGAUCAGUAUAAAUAUGAAGUUAAUCAGACCAGUAGUGUGUUCUCAUACCGGGAGGAAGAACAGGAGCUUUUUGUCGGAGGCACAGACUUUGUUGUAAAACUUAAUGCAAAUAACUAUAGCGUCAUAGAGAAAUUUCCAAUAAAAACAACUGGACACCAUAAGUGCUUUAACCGUCCCUGUAGAAAUGUAAUCACCGUCAUUGAGAAGUUUCAGGACAACAUGUUUGUGUGUGGAACCAAUGGACACAAACCCAAGUGCUGGAAACUCUUCCCUUCUGUGAAGAAUCAAACCUAUGAGAUAGUGGAGAGUUGUGAGGGAGCAGGCAUCUCCCCGUUGGUCUACACGCACAACUGUUUGUCGCUCACAGUUGAUGGGGAUUUAUACGCAGCAGCGCCUUUGGACAUUGAGGGAAACUCUUUGCAGUUCAGGAGAAAAGCUGGCAAGCGGACUAAAGUCUGGAUGUACGACAGAUGGUUAUCAGAGCCUACAUUCAUAUCAGCAUCCUGGGUGAAGCGUAGCGAAGAUCCGGACAAUGAGAAAAUCUACAUCUUCUUCCGCGAAAAGAACUCUGACCACAGCCCAGACGCCGAUCCCUGGAUUUCUAGGGUGGCCAGAGUUUGCAAGACCGAUGAAGGUGGAUCAAAAAGUUUCUUCCAGAACAUGUGGACAACUUUCCUAAAGGCUCGUCUCGUCUGUGGGUUUCCUGAUGAGUCACUGUAUUUCAAUCGUCUCCAGGACAUCUAUGUGAUGCACGCCGAUGACUGGCGCCAAACCAGAGUCUUCGCACUUUUCACAAGCAGCUGGAACUCAACUGCGGUUUGCAUCUAUUCAAUAGAAAUGAUAGAAAAGAUAUUUGAAAACUCAACUUUCAAAGGCUAUGCUAAAGAAAUCCCUACACCAAGGCCUGGAACUUGCGUCUCAAACAGCAAAAGCCUGCCGCGGGCCACAGUGAACGUAGUGAAGGAUCAUCCCGAAAUGGUUGACUGGGUGCAUUCCCUUCAUUCAAAAGCUCCUUUUUAUGUAAGCAACUAUAAUUACACCAAAAUAGUCGUUGAUCGGGUUCAAGGAGCAGACCAGCAAGUGUACAACGUUUUGCUCCUUGCUACUGAUACCGGCAAAAUCCAUAAAGUCCUAGAGGCUGGUUCAGAGCCUUUCAUCAUAUUGGAAACGCAGAUCUCCAAAAUUUCUUCUAUACAGGCAAUGACACUUGACUCUCAAAAGAAAAAGUUAGUGGUGGGUUUCUCUGACAAAAUAUCUACAGUGGACCUUCAAAAGUGCGAAGAGUACAAUGCGUCUUGUGCUGACUGUGUCCUGGCACGGGACCCUUACUGUGCAUGGACCACAUCUGGAUGCACCCCUUCUAACCUUGGGGGAAUUCAGAAUAUAAAGGAUGGACAUACAAGUGUUUGUUAUACACCAGCAAAUGAGUCACGGGGACUGACCAGGUCCAAAAGGCAGAUACGUUCACCAGAGAGUUCAGGGACAGUCCACUCAGUCCCCGAAGGGGUCCCUUUCUAUCUGUCCUGUCCUAUAGAGUCUUAUCAUGCAAAGUACACCUGGAAGCAUGGAAGUCACGACAGACCUUGCCUGCAAAUGCUUUCUAACUGUCUGCACCUUAUUCCUUCAAUGGGACCAGAGAACUAUGGGGAAUAUGAAUGCGUCUCCACAGAGAAGGAGUACAACAAAAGUUUGAAAAAAUACCUUCUUAAGCAGCAGUAUGAAAAGCAAGAUGGCAGGUCUGCUGAUUAUAAACCGAAUGAUGCACCAGUCCUUGCUCCUGAGCUGUUGUGGAUUAUACUCUACACUGCAGUGGUGUGGGAAAUUCUGAGAUAGUUUCUGCUAACAGACUGGGAUUUGAUAUCAGUUUUCUCAAAAAAUGGCAGACUGUACUAUAGAACUGAAAUUAGGGACAGUCAAGAUGCAUUGGCGAUGUGAUUUAAACAUAAUGUUUUUUGUUUGUUAUAACAUCAAAUUAAGCUAAACUGAACUUUUAGAACUGUUGUGAGACUCCGCUGCGGCAUGCAUAUCAUCCUACCUUCCAUCUUGGCAGCCUUUACUAAAGAGUUCUCACUGGAAAAAAAGGGAGGUAAUCUCUGUGUCAUGUUACUGGGAGGAUGGAAAGCUUGGUAAAUAGACGGAUAAGUGAUUUGAAGUAAUGUUUUGAUGGAAGAGCAUAGCUAAAAGGCAAAGAAAAUGUAUUUCUGGCCCACUUACACGCAGAUGUGCACAUAUGGGCUAGCCACGCUACUUUUGUCGCUAUCGUGUCUAGGGAAAACUGAUGCUUUUAGCUCGCUGUGUGUUUAGCCAUUACCAAGGAAACGAGCGGAGGCAUAGCUAGAGGCACCGGAAUGAAGCUUUUUGUCAUCCAGUCUCUUUGGUAGAAAGAGAGAGACGACGAAAAACAAACGAUCAAUAUUAUCGCCCUCAUUUUAUUAUCAACCUCAUUUUAAUUUAUCAUGCGAUUAAUUCAACUGUCACCUUUUUUUUCCUCAUAUGGAGUCUGACAAAAAUAAUUAGAUUUCUGAUAAAGUGGCUGAGAUUAGCUUCCUCUGAAGUGUGGCUUGACUCAAUCUUAGAGACAAGGCGAGGACCUCCAACAUCUGGGAGAACUCAUUGUUCGGACUCGGCUCCUCCACAUCAGAAUGAAUCAGCUUAGGUGAUUCAGACGUCUGGUCAGGAGAGGCCAGCAGCCUCUCCUUGGAGGUUUUCCAUGCACAAAAGCAGCUCUGAGGCAGAACCAGCACUCCUCGAAGGCACUAAAUAUCCCUUCUAGCUUGAGAAGACUUUGGGAUAUCUGGGAAUUCUACCUGGAUUUGCUACCUCUUUGGCACAAAGGGCAAUGUAUGAAUGCAUGGUGUUGCACAUUCGCUUAAACAUGUGAAACGUUUUCCGUUUCCUUCAAAAUAAAAAGCAAAUGCUUAUUAAUAGGUUUUCUUUCACACAUUGUAAGGUCAAAGCCUUAGAAUAACCUUAAAUUAUGAAAAAACCAUGCCCAUUCUUGUAAACCUUAUUCGGGUUAAUGCUCAAAUAGAAUAUCUAGAGUUGGGCAUCAGUUGUAAGGUCUUUGAGAAUUCACUGCUAACCAAAGUACACACAGGCAAAAUUGGACAGGUAGUAGUCUUUGGUCAAACAGGAUGAAAGUUGGCAACAUUACUGCUUGGCAAGGAGACAAAAUUGUAUAGAAAAUACUGCAAUGGCUUGAAUAGGUACAGAUGAAGGAUAUUUGAUCUUUUAGGCUUUUUCCUCCAAGGAAGGAGGAAAAGAACACAGCAACAUGGUUGUUGUGAAAGUGGAAAUGCUUGAGAUGGAGGGAGUUGCUGGAAGAAAAACAUGCCUUAAAGGGUGGAGCCUAGCACAGUGUUGUUUUAUGUUUAAAACAUCAGUUGUUUUGUUGGUUCUGCGCUUGUUUUGUGGGUGAGGUCGGGAAAGAAUCUGUACAUUUCAGACCCUACAAAGUAGCUGAACAAGUAAAUCACUGUCUUCCAGCUGAGGCGCUUUCACCCUGAUGGACUAGCUGAGUUCAGUAGAAUUUAAGCCCCUGCAGCUAAGGCAAAUUUUUUUUGCUUACUUUGAGCUGGAACACGUAGUGAUGAAGGAAGAAAACGGCACACCCAGACAGUAUUUCAUUGAAGUGAGAGAAAUAAAAGGAAGUUGCAGGAGGCAUUUAUUUCCAUUUAUGGUUCCUUUUUUUUUACCGUCUCUGUUAUGCUUCUAGAACAGAAUAUUUUCACUGUGAUCAUUAGCUGCAAAAACCACACAAGUUGGAAUUGUUUAUCUGCACUUUUUGGUCUUGUGUGUGCCAUUAAAGCAAAUAAAAUAUGAAGUUUCUUUGCCAAGGAAGGCAGAGCUCCUCCUGAGCAUGGCUCUUUCCUUGGCACGGAUAAGAGUAUAUCUGUAUUAGAUGGUUUGAGAAGGGGUGGAGUAAUUAAGGGAAGUUAAGUUAUUUAACUUGCUUUAAUGAUUCCUUUCAGUGGUCAGUGAGAAAUCUGCAGUCAAGAGAGAAAAUAAAACGGCUGUAGGUCACAUGAAGCACAUUGUUAACUGAAACUUACUUUUUCCUAGCAUGAACCUAAUAUUGCACUAUAUUAGUGUUUCUUAAAACUAUAUUUUUCUUAAAUUUUUUGCUUAAAAAGGCAAUACAACUGAAACUCUGGGAAAACUAAAUUUGUAAGCUGAAUUUUCAGAGCAAAUGUGUUCUCAGGAUAACACCGGAAAAAGAAGUUGUUCAGCAGUUAAUGACUCUGGACAAAACAAAGGAGAUGAUCAUUGACAUGAAGAGGUUGUGACCCGAGUCCACACUACUUGGCAUCAACUCCUCCAGCAGCAAUAUGGCAGACGAGAAUCCUCUGUGGAAACUAAUGAAGGGAGCUAAAAGGACUGCUGUAGUGUCCGUUUGCCUGUGUGCAGGAUCGCCUUGCAGCAACAGAACAUUGAACAUCGUCAGAGAUUCCUCCCACCAUCUAUUUGAUGUUUUCCUUUUGUUUUUUGUUUUUUUUUAACUGCUGCCAGGCAAACGGUACCACAGCAUCAACAGAAACCCCCUGACUGCUGCAUAGUUUUCUGCCUCUAGUUGUUAAAAGGUUGAAACUUUUAACAAAAGUUGAUCUGACUUUCCUGCUGUUUUGAUUAAGCACUUUACAUGAUUCCAUUUAUUUUAUGUCUUAUCUGCUUUGUUUCUAUCUGUGUUCUGUUUGUAUUUGAUAUUUGACUAGAAUUAUCAUCUAGGCUAACUUCAGCGAGAAAUGUGUUUGUGGGGACUCCCUCAGCCAGAGAAAUGUACGGAUGGGAACUCUGGACAAGUUGUAGCCACAACACUGGUCACAUGUGGCCUAAGGUCCAGAAUUGGGUGAGCAUGGAAAUUGUAGACCAUGGCAAUAAACUGACUUGAUUUUGGUCCCUCAAACAUUCAUUAGAGUGCAUUAACCUGUCACAUUCCAAAGAGAAUAUUGUUAACUUGCAGGUCAUUGGUGACCCAUAAGAAACAUUCAUAAAUUAACGUGAAUGGCAUGAUGAAUGUCUCCAACAACAGAAUGCUAAUAUUUUUUUGCCUGAGCCAGGUUUUUGAUAUGUGGCCUUUGACUUUAAAAAAAAACUUAGUACUCACCAGAUUUAAUAAAACAUAAUUUCUGAGAUGUG
This is a messenger RNA of Poecilia reticulata (guppy), 5552 nucleotides long. It is a transcript of the gene sema7a, whose product is annotated as semaphorin 7A (JohnMiltonHagen blood group). Gene Ontology annotation, biological process: regulation of inflammatory response; axon guidance; neural crest cell migration. Gene Ontology annotation, cellular component: external side of plasma membrane; plasma membrane. The record is from RefSeq and is a predicted model, not a curated record. NCBI's taxonomy places the organism in Eukaryota, Metazoa, Chordata, Actinopteri, Cyprinodontiformes, Poeciliidae. Gene Ontology annotation, molecular function: semaphorin receptor binding; integrin binding; chemorepellent activity.